AGAUGGUGGUGGAUCAAACAUCAGUGCCAAAGAGUGAGGAAAAUGGGUUGCCAACUGAAAACUAAGUUGGUUUUUCUCUUCCUUGUAUGGGGAUCAUGUGCAUUUCUAUGUUAUGGUCUUCCAAGUGAGUACUCCAUAUUAGCCCUUGACCUUGACAAGUUUCCUUCGGAGGAAGGGGUGGUUGAGCUAUUCCAACGAUGGAAGGAGGAGCACCGAAAGUUCUACACACACCCCGAAGAAGCAAAGUUAAGGUUGGAGAAUUUCAAGAGGAACUUGAAAUACAUUGUAGAGAAGAAUGCAAAGCGAAGUUCUCCCUACGGCCACAGUCUCGGAUUGAACAGGUUUGCUGACAUGACCAAUCAAGAGUUCAAGAAUAAGUUUAUUUCAAAGGUCAAGAAGCCAUUUAGCCAAAGGAAUAAUGGCUUGUCUGUAAAGGGUCACUCCUGCGAAGAUGCACCUUACUCUUUGGAUUGGAGGAAGAAGGGUGUUGUGACUGGUGUGAAGGAUCAAGGCGACUGUGGUAGUUGUUGGUCUUUUUCUUCUACUGGAGCCAUGGAGGGAAUAAAUGCAAUAGUCACAGGGGACCUUAUAAGCCUUUCGGAACAGGAACUUGUGGACUGUGAUAGUACUAAUGAUGGAUGCGAUGGAGGCUACAUGGAUUAUGCUUUUGAAUGGGUUAUAAACAAUGGUGGGAUCGACACAGAGAGUGAUUACCCAUAUACUGGUGUAGAUGGUACAUGCAAUGUCACCAAGGAGGAAAGGAAGGUUGUUAGCAUUGAUGGCUACUCCGAUGUGGCGGAAUCAGAUAGUGCUUUGUUGUGUGCUACAGUGAAGCAACCCAUUAGUGCCGGUAUAGAUGGCUCAUCAUUGGAUUUUCAACUAUACACUGGUGGCAUCUAUGAUGGAGAUUGUUCAAGUAAUCCAGAUGAUAUUGAUCAUGCAAUUUUAAUUGUGGGUUAUGGCUCAGAGGGUGAUGAAGAUUAUUGGAUAGUAAAGAAUUCCUGGGGAACCUCAUGGGGAAUGGAAGGGUACAUUUAUAUCAGAAGGAAUACUAAUUUAAAAUAUGGUGUGUGCGCAAUCAAUUACAUGGCCUCCUAUCCUACCAAAGAGUCCACUGCACCAUCCCCAACUAGUCCUCCUUCACCACCAUCACCACCAGCAACACCGCCGCCGCCGUCGCUGCCACCACCUCCACCUCCACCUCCUUCUCCUCCACCAAGUGAAUGUGGAGACUUCUCAUAUUGUCCAGCUUAUGAGACAUGUUGUUGCCUUUAUGAGUUCUUUGAUUUCUGCCUCGUUUAUGGUUGCUGUGAAUAUGAGAAUGCUGUGUGUUGCACUGGGACUGAGUACUGUUGUCCAAGUGAUUACCCCAUUUGUGAUAUUGAAGAUGGACUUUGUCUUCAGAACCCUGGAGAUUUAAUGGGGGUGGCUGCAAAGAGGAGAAAGAUGGGAAGGCACAAGUUACCGUGGACAAAAUUUGAUCAAACAAAAAAGGCAUACAACCAUCACCUUCAAAUGAGGAGGAAUGCUUUUGCUGCAGUGCUUUGAAUAUGCUUCUUUCGCCCUCAACUAGCAGCAAUUUUCUGAUGCUUGGAUGUUCUCUAUAUUGUGUACCAUGGGCAUGGAUUAUAUCUAUCCGAUAUCAUGAUUUAAUUUCUCCUGCUACUUUAACUUACUCGUAAGUUAUACAAGAAGCAUUCAGUGGCACCAAAUAUCAUUUUAAAUUGUGUGAUAAACUUGUGUUUCAAGCA
This is a messenger RNA of Cajanus cajan (pigeon pea), 1751 nucleotides long. RefSeq names its product low-temperature-induced cysteine proteinase. Gene Ontology annotation, molecular function: cysteine-type peptidase activity. Gene Ontology annotation, biological process: proteolysis. Lineage: Eukaryota; Viridiplantae; Streptophyta; Magnoliopsida; Fabales; Fabaceae. The record is from RefSeq and is a predicted model, not a curated record.